Molecule: messenger RNA, 977 nt
Organism: Humulus lupulus (European hop)
Lineage: Eukaryota; Viridiplantae; Streptophyta; Magnoliopsida; Rosales; Cannabaceae
Exons: 3
Coding region: 444-758 (104 amino acids)
Cellular component (GO): NatC complex
Source: RefSeq, a predicted model, not a curated record
UUUCUUGACCAAAAAAAAAAAUAUUUCUUUCUUGUUCUCUCAUCAGGCACUAAAAGCGACCGACACUCAACCACCUACCGCGCGUCCCUGAGCACUGGCACCCAAGGCCAUCGCUGAUCCUCGACCACCCACCGCGCCUCCGAACUCGUCGUUCCUUCACUCGCUUCUCCGCUGUUCCGUUAGGUGUAGAUGUCAUUGGUUAUCUUUGUGGUGCAUUGGGCAUUUGAAUUAUAUCAUGAAUGGUUGCUGGCACAACAAAAGCCGCAACCACACCACUUUAUCCAACGACAUGCUAGAGACAUAUGUUAGCAUCUUCCAAUCUAUAGUCCAAUAAAAAACUGUUGAUACAGCGGUGGAGGAUAUGGAACGUGGUAUCAUUGGUGUCGAGGCCAUCAUUAAGUGCUUUUGAUAAUUUCCUAUUAGCAUAAUAGAUCAAGUGUUUAAUGGAAGGCCAAGUAGAGAAAGUGUCGAAUGAAGCUCCAAAAUUUGAAUCUGUAAACAGGGCAAAGAAGCUGGUUCAUCGACGAAUGUUGGUGGGGAUCAAAGAUGGGAGGUUUUUAUUAGGAAACUUUCACUGUAUGGAUAAACAAGGCAACAUCAUCCUCCAAGACUCCGUCGAGUACAGGAGCACUCGCCGUUCGUCUCCCUCGCCCAUGGAACAGCGUUGUCUUGGUUUAAUUCUUAUCCCUUUCUCUUCUCGUUCCUCCUGUCAUGUUGAUUGCUCUAUCGAAGAACACUUGGCUCUCCUUGCGGUUUAGUUUGGGGAAUAUUAUGAAUUUUAUGAUUCAAGAUUUUUUAUUUUCUUUAGGGGGUUGGGGGUGGCAGGAAGAAGUAUCUGAUAUCUUAGUUGGAUGCUUUUGGUGAGUGGAAAAAGUGGAAAAAUUGAGUUACUUUUACUUCUUUAUGGAUCUGGUGAAAUCAUGAAUCUUGUUUUUAUUUUUGUUGUUAAAUGUCUGUGAUUAUCAUGCCCUUUUACA